This is a messenger RNA of Puccinia graminis f. sp. tritici CRL 75-36-700-3, 1572 nucleotides long. RefSeq lists its product as uncharacterized. The coding region runs from base 1 to 1572 and encodes 523 amino acids. NCBI's taxonomy places the organism in Eukaryota, Fungi, Basidiomycota, Pucciniomycetes, Pucciniales, Pucciniaceae. The transcript has 4 exons. The record is from RefSeq and is a predicted model, not a curated record.
AUGGAUCCAGAGAUAUUCGAUGACCUUGAUGAUAUUACGGAUUACGAUUUCUUAUCGCCUUCAAAAAGGCCGCGACUAUCCGACCAACACGCUAAUUCUAUAAACUUAGGUUCAGAAAACUCUAAUGCAAUUGAAUUCUUUGACGACUAUUUUCCUGACCUUUCCGGUGGUUCAACUUCAACAAGCACUGGAUCAAGGUCAACUCGUAGCUCCGACACUAGGGAGCCGAAGGACAAAGUUCCUGACGUAGGUAUCUAUCACGCAACCAAUCCCUUUCAAGCCUCAUUACCUUUGAUGAAGGACCUUGGAUGGCAAGGAGGAGUGACAUCGGAUCGACAAGCUGCACAUCAACCCCUGCCAACUGUGAAAACCAAGCUACGUGGUCAUAGGAAGCCAGGAGAAAGCCUUGGGAUUUGGGGAUCAAGAGCGGCAUUGUUGAAUACUUGUCAACCAAUCAACCAAGUCCAACUGUCUGAGAAUACUGAUAAACCUCAUGAUCUUGAACAUCUAAUCACUCAGAAAGAUAUAAUUGGAGAUCAAGAAAGCCAUCAAAUUUUCAAAGACAAAACUGGUACAAUUUUCAGAAAUUUUGAGAGUUUCAAAGCAGACCAAUCAACAGCGCAAUUGAUGAAGGGUUUUCAACAAUCUAACCGGGCACAUUUGCCUGAUGAAAUUCAUAGUGUCAUCCCACAGAAAGAUCAAAAUGAAAACCAAAGAAAUCAACAGUCCAUUGAACUUAAGACUAGGUUGAUUGGAAAAACAUUCAAACCUGGUAUGAUUGAGAAAAAAGUGACAGUCAAAAAGCCAGUGCAGAGAAAUGUUGGGGCAAGUUACAAGGAGUUGGACAAGUUCAGAGCAAAUAAGAAACUAGCUGGAAUGGUUAAACGUACCCAAAACUUGUCUUGGCGGCAGAAUGCUGAAGAUAAACAAAUAGCCAAAUCUAUUCAAAAGAAGAUAAAGAUGAAAAUGGAUGUUUUGAAAGAAUUGUAUAAGGUUAGAAUCAAUCCAAAAACCAAGUUCAAAUUGGGAAAUCUUUUACAGCAACCUGAUCCAGAAGUUUCAGACAAAGACAUCAUUAUUCAUGUCUGGAGUCCUCAACUUGGAUUACUGGAUCAAGAUGGGAAGAAGGCACAUCACAAUGUCUACAUCAAGAUUCCAUUGCAAUCUGAAACCAAGUUGGCACACAAUAAAGCAAAUCGUCUGGUGGGAAGAAUCAAGCGGAUUGCACUGACCUUAAAUAAUUUCAAUCACUAUCUCACCUUAGAUCAACAGGAUGAAGAAGAACUAGGAAAUCUUACUAGUCAUGAUCACCAGGAUCUAAUGGAAUGGUUUUAUGAUUUGAUCUUUACUGAUACUCAGGAUCACCUUCCUCUCCUGGGUUGGGCACAACUCAAAUUGCCACUAACAGAAGAAAACUAUCAUAAGAGGCUCAAUCCCUCUCAGAUACUUCUGUACAAAUCUUUGACUCAGCAAAAAAAACUCACACGUUCUCAAUCUGCUCAUGUUGCCCUUCAACUGCGUAAAACAUGGUACCAGUUUAAAGACGCAAGAUUCCUCAAGAAAGGCAACUGA